AAAUUGAAUCAGAAUCACAAGAAUGAGUUUCUUGGGGAAAAGUACUUGAGCUUCUGUCUUCCGCAAAGAAAAUAGCUUUUCUUUCAUGGCGUCGCAAAUGCCAUGGACAUGUUAUGUUAUGCGCUGAGGAAAGCACCUCUCCACUGCAUUAAACGCACUCUGUUGGACUGAAACGGCUUAUCACAGUCACCCCCUGGGUGUAUACAGAAAAACAAGCCAAAAAGAGGAAGAAAAAAAGCAUCCGUUCAUUCUUCCGGCGAAUAGGGAAGGCUAUAAAGCUUUGCACCCUAUGUUGCUACGGGGACAUAUUGCCCCCAUUUCUAUGCGAUGAUCCAGCGGAUCUCCAGCCAGGUUUAUCUGGUCUUGAAUGGGCAUUAUCAAUCGAUCCAUGUCCAUCUGGUAUUGAGCUGACCGUUAACGCCAAUCCAGCUGAUCCUGAGGCAUCAUCGUUCUCAGGACCAUCCAGUCUUGAGGUGACAUCUGACAGUGAUCAGGCUGAUCCAGAGCCAUCGCUUGUCCCAGGUCCAUCCAGUCUCGAUUUAAAGUUAACACUGGAUCCAGGUCUAUCCAGACUGGUUUUUGAGACAAUGAAUGUCCCAGGACUAUCUAGUCUUGAUGUAACACCUGUACCAAGUCUAUCCAGUAUCGAGAUUAAACCCGACGUGGAUCCAACCGAGCCCAAGCCAUCAUCUGUCUCAGGUCCAUCCACACUGGAUUCUGAGAUAACGCCUGUCCCAGGUCCAUCUGGUUUUGAAGCAGCUCUUGAACAACAAUCAACAAAGAGGAAGAAGAAAGGCAUCUGUUCAUUCUUCCGCCGAACAUGGAGGGCUGUUAAGCGUGCUGCCCUCUGUUGCCAAAGGGGCAACAAAGUGGCUCCAGAUCCAUUUACCAUUGACCCAGUGGCUCAGCGGGAUAUGUCAGAUCUCCAGCCAGUUUUACUCAGCCUUGGUUGGCUGACAGUUAAUGCUGAGCCAACAUAUCUGGAGUCAUCACCUGUCCCUGGCCCAUCCAAAGUGAAUAAUGAGCCAAUGCCUGCUCCAAGUCAAUCUGGUUAUGAGCCACCUGUUGAAAAACAAAGCAAAAUGAGGAAGAAGAAAGACAUCCAAGCAUUCUUCCAGCGAACAUGGAGGACUGUUAAGUUUCCCUCCUUGGCCCCAGAUUCAUGUCGCGUUGAGCCAAUAGCUCACUGGGAUCCAGUGGACCUCCAGCCAGGACUAUCUGGCCCCUUGUGGGUGUUAAGAAAUGAUCCAGGUCCAUCUUGUUUCGAGGUGACAGUCACGGCUAACCAGGAUCCACCUGAUUCCCAGCCAGGUCCAUUCAGCCUCGAUUCACACUUAACAUUUGACCCAGGUUUAGCUGGUUUUGUAGUUGAGUUGAUGUCUGUCCCAGGACCAUCCAGUCAGGAGAUAAUGCCUGUCCCAAGUCUACCCAGUCUCAAGCUGACACCUGACAUGGGUCUGGAUGUUCCUGAGCUGAAACCCAUCCCAGGUUCCAGUCUUGAGCUGACACCUGCUGUGGAUUUGGCUGAUCCCGAGCCAUCAUCUGCCUCUGGUUCUUCCAGCUGCAGGCUGACACCUGAGACUGAUCUGGACAAUUCUAAACAAAAACCUGUCCCAAUCCUAUCUGUUUUUUGGCCAACUGCAGCAUCAUUUUCCUCCCGCUAGGAUGUGGGAGUGAAGUUGGGACAGGGAGGCUUUGGUUCUGUGUAUGAGGGGACUCGCAGAUCCAGUGGCCAGAAGGUUGCUAUGAAAUUUCUACCUAAGAAGCCCUGGAACAACUUUAUUAAUGUGCCUGGAUCUACGAAACCUCUACUGUCAGAAGUGGCUAUGAAUGUGAUGGUGUGCGCACCUCCGAAAAGCCCCUACAUUGUACAAAUGAUAGAGUGGUUUGAUCAGCCACAUCAGCUCGUCAUAGUUAUGGAAUAUCCGCAUCCAUGUGAGACCUUGCUGGAAUUUACCAUGCGCCAUGGAAGUCGCCUAGAUGAAUCUGUGGCACGUGGCUUAAUGCGGCAAGCGGUGCUUGCAGCCAAACACUGCAUUGAACGGGGCAUCUUCCACAAUGACAUCAAGAUGGACAACAUGCUGGUCAACAUAGAGACGCUGCAGCGCAAACUAAUAGACUUUAGCUGUAGUGUAUGGAGCGAAUUUUGUGCCAAUAAUCAUCAAACAAAUCCAGUGUUUUGCAAAUAAACACAAUCUGCUUUGCAAAGAAAAACUCGACUUUCAAACAAACGCAAACUGAUUUGCAAAUACAAAACUAUCUGAGAGAAAAUGCAGAUGUAUGGACAAAUAUGUAUUGUGUGUUACAACUGUGAGACUCAUUUGCCUUUUUAUGACGAAAUGUGACAUGAUUUUCUCACAAAUGUGGCGGAUGCAGGCGGAUUUUCUCACAAAUGCAAUCCAAAAACAGCAGAUGGCGCUGUUGGUCAAUUUACGCUAGUCUCUCGAGACCCGAAACACCUGUUUACCUUUUCAGGGAAUACAGCAGACCAACAUGAGUAGAGAACAGGUGAGUUUCUGUCUUACUAUAUCUAUAAUAAACUUUUUAGCCUAGAUGUUUUCACAAAGCAUCCCCACUACACUGUUAGUGAAAUUCACAAUAAGUGCUGUAAAGUUGUUAACAUGAUUGAUUAGUUCAAAAAUCAGUAGUGACAUGGCUAAACAUUUAACUAGGCAGUCUUUCUCUAUAAAAAUUAUCUGAUCCAUUCUCUGUACCUCUCAUCCUCUUUUGAAUCGCAGGAUAUAGAAUAUAUAGGCUACAUAUGUUGAUACAAUUGUUUAACUUUCAAAACAAUGCAGGGGUAUAGUGAUUCCAGAAUUGUCAGCAAACUGCAUGUAUAGCGCAGUGAAUGUUUAUACACUCUAAAAAAUGCUGUGUUAAAAACAACCCAGCGCU
Onychostoma macrolepis is the source of this 2895-nucleotide messenger RNA. RefSeq lists its product as uncharacterized. Lineage: Eukaryota; Metazoa; Chordata; Actinopteri; Cypriniformes; Cyprinidae. The record is from RefSeq and is a predicted model, not a curated record. The transcript is spliced from 7 exons. The coding region runs from base 588 to 1664 and encodes 358 amino acids.